ACACACACACACACGCACGCAGCGCGUGAAAUCUCGGCUGACAGCAGCACUGCUCGCGGUACAAUAUGAGUGUACGCUUGUGUGCAUGUGUGUUUGUCAGGCUGCACUGAGCGCGUGCCGCUAUGAGUGGGAAGAGCCUCUUGCUGAAGGUCAUUCUGCUGGGGGACGGCGGCGUGGGCAAAAGCUCCCUCAUGAACCGCUACGUGACGGACCGCUUCGACUCGCAGUCGUUCCACACCAUCGGCGUGGAGUUCCUGAACCGGGACUUGGAGAUCGAAGGCCGGCUGGUGACGCUGCAGAUCUGGGACACGGCGGGCCAGGAGCGCUUCAAGAGCCUGCGCACGCCCUUCUACCGCGGGGCCGACUGCUGCCUGCUAACCUUCGCCGUGGACGACCUGCAGAGCUUCCAGAACCUGGGCUGCUGGAAGAAGGAGUUCAUGUACUACUCGGACGUACGAGACCCCGAGCGCUUCCCCUUCGUGGUGCUGGGAAACAAGGUGGACAAGGAGGAGCGCGAGGUCGGGGAGGACGAGGCCAGGGCGUGGUGUGAGGAGAACGGGUGCUGUCCGUACUUCGAGACCAGCGCUAAAGACGACAUGAACGUGGGGGCGGCUUUCGAGGCUGCGGUUCGGGAAGUCCUGGCUAGCGAGGACCCGAUUGAUCACGCUCUCCUGAGCAGCUCCAUCGAUCUUCACGGGAACCGUAAAGUGUCUCGCUCGUCCUGUUGCUGAGGUGUCUUUCCAACCGCUCCUGUCGGGUUAGAGUUGAAAGUACCGACUUCAGUUUAAAAAAAUCUGUUGAGCGGAAUCGUAAACGCCUCUGAUUGGUCGUUGUGUUCACGAGCUCAUCGGAUAUGUCUGUGAUUGGCUGUAAUGAUCAGUGAGCGUUUGAACCGAUCCGACCGCUGAUAGACGCUCGCGUGUUGCCAAUCACAGACACGUUUGAUGAGCGUGCGAGUACAACGGCCAAUCAGAGGCGGUUACGAUUCCACUCAAAGCGCCACAUUUUUUAAAUUUCAGCCUCGACUUGGUACCGAAGUCUGUACUUUCGUCAACUCUAGUCCGUGUGGACUCGCCCUCUCCCGCUGAUGUGCCUGAGAGCUUUCCGGACCGGACGCGUCUCGCGAGCUACACACACUCAUCUACCCACAGUCUGGCACAAAGUAGCGAGCAACGAGCAAUCGCAUCCAGAAUAAAAGUUUGUGUUUACUUAAUAUAUGUGUAUGUACUGUGUGUAAUUAUUUUGUGUAACUCAUUUUUCUUUAAUAUAAGAUACUACAAGGUAAUUAUUCACACAUAUAUUAUGUAAACACAAAGUUUUAUUCUGGAUGUGAUUAAUCGUGAUCUUUCCCCAGUCGAAGGCUUUUCUGCUCGCGGUGUGUGUGUGUUGAGUUUCAGCGCAGAUCGGCCGCUCUUCUACAUCCUGCUGUUUUAAAUGCACAUUACUGUGUUGUGGUACUUGUUUUGUCCUGAUAUUUUAUGAUGUAUAACCUCAGAGAGUGACACAUUGCUGACCACUGCUGUCUGUGAUAUAAGAGAAAGGGCAUUUAUGUGGUAUUGAAAGAAAUAAGGCAUUUUUAAUUUAUUUUGCUCAUAAGUUAUUCUUCGGGUAAAGUCUGAUGAGAAUAUGUUUGGGUCAUAUUUCAGCACAAAUUCACCACAUGCUUGAUAAUGUGUCAUUAUCAUUACACAUUUUAAACACAUUCUCAUUAUCGUAAUGUAAAAAAAAAAAAAAAAACAUUGGAUGAUCAUUACUG
Molecule: messenger RNA, 1756 nt
Organism: Pimephales promelas (fathead minnow)
Lineage: Eukaryota; Metazoa; Chordata; Actinopteri; Cypriniformes; Leuciscidae
Gene: rab9b
Product: RAB9B, member RAS oncogene family
Biological process (GO): Rab protein signal transduction; retrograde transport, endosome to Golgi
Cellular component (GO): lysosome; phagocytic vesicle; late endosome
Molecular function (GO): GTP binding; GTPase activity
Source: RefSeq, a predicted model, not a curated record